GAGCCGUCUGGUUGAUUGGAGAAAGGAGGACGCCCAUUGGUCGUUCUGAGGAAGGCAGCGAUUGGUAGGGUGACUCCGUGGGGCCGAUCCUCUGGACGAAGAAGUGAAGUAUUUGGAGAGAAAAUUAAAACGGGCAAAAGGGAGCUCCCUGAAUCGACGACAGAGUAGCGCGGAUGAUGCAGGAAGAUGGACGAUGGUGGCGGAUGCAGGAAAGAGGCGCCGCCCAGGAGGAGGAGGAGGAGAGCGGGCCCCGUGGAGCAGCCUUGCCCGGUCCCGGCGCGGCUUCCGUGGGAGAUGGCAGGGAAAGGCCGGGGGGCUCCGGGGACGCAGGAGGGAGGAGCCCAGGGGAAGCCCGGGAAAGGCGGCUGCCUAGAGGGCGAUGCAGGGAGGAGGAAACGGGCGGAGACGCCGAGAUGAGCCUGGAGGGCGGAGGCUCCUUCGGAAGACCCCCAAAGCCCCGAAGGAUCCAGAAGGGAGGAAGGAAACAUCAAUGCCCCGAAUGCGGAAAAUCCUUCAAAACAAUUGGCCAUCUUGAAAGUCAUUUAAGGAUCCACAUAGGAGAAAAACCUCAUAAAUGCUUUCAGUGUGGAAAGAGCUUCAGUCAGAGGGGACAUCUUUAUAAACAUCAAAGGAUCCAUUGGGUAGAAAAACCUCAUAAGUGCCUGGUGUGUGGAAAGAGCUUCAGUUGGAGGAGCAACCUUUAUACACAUCAAAGGAUCCACUGGGGAGAGAAACCACAUAAAUGUCUUGAUUGUGGAAAGAGCUUCAGUAGGAGAGGGACUCUGCACAGACAUGAAAGGAUCCAUUCAGGAGAGAAACCGUAUCAGUGCUGGGAGUGUGGAAAGAGCUUCAAUCAGAGAGGAAAUCUUUACAUGCAUCAAACAAUCCAUUCAGGAGAAAAACCACAUAAAUGUCUGGAGUGUGGAAAGAGCUUCAGUAGGAGAGAAACUCUGUAUGAACAUCAAACAAUUCACACAGGAGAAAAACCACAUAAAUGCCUGGAGUGUGGAAAGAGUUUCACUCGGAGAGGAAAUCUUUACCUGCAUCAAAAAAUCCACUGGGGAGAGAAACCGUAUCAAUGCCUAGAGUGUGGAAAGAGUUUCAGUCAGAAUGGACAACUUUCCCAGCAUCAAACAAUCCAUUCAGGAGAAAAACCACAUAAAUGUCUUGAUUGUGGAAAGAGCUUCAAUUGGAGAGGGAGUCUGCACAGACAUGAAAGGAUCCACUCAGGAGAGAAACCGUAUCAGUGCUGGGAGUGUGGAAAGAGCUUCAAUCAGAGAGGAAAUCUUUACAUUCAUCAAACAAUCCACUCAGGAGAAAAACCACAUAAAUGUCUGGAGUGUGGAAAGAGCUUCAGUAGGAGAGAAACUCUGUAUGAACAUCAAACAAUUCACACAGGGGAAAAACCACAUAAAUGCCUGGAGUGUGGAAAGAGUUUCACUCGGAGAGGAAAUCUUUACCUGCAUCAAAAAAUCCACUGGGGACAGAAACCGUAUCAGUGCCUGGAGUGUGGAAAGAGUUUCAGUCAGAAAGGACAACUUUCCCAGCAUCAAACAAUCCAUUCAGGGGAAAAACCAAAUAAAUGCCUGGAGUGUGGAAAGAGUUUCAGUCAGAAAGGACAACUUUCCCAGCAUCAAACAAUCCAUUCAGGAGAAAAACUACAUAAAUGUCUUGAUUGUGGAAAGAGCUUCAGUAGAAGAGGAAGUCUUUACCUGCAUCAAAGAAUCCACACAGGAGAAAAACCACAUAAAUGCCUUGAGUGUGGAAAGAGCUUCAAUCAGAGAGGAAAUCUUUAUAUUCAUCAAACAAUCCACUCAGGAGAGAAACCGUAUCAGUGCCUGGAGUGUGGAGAGAGUUUCAGUCAGAGAGGAAAAUUUUCCCAGCAUCAAACAAUCCAUUCAGGAGAAAAACUACAUAAAUGUCUUGAUUGUGGAAAGAGCUUCAGUAGAAGAGGAACUCUUUAUAGACAUCAAAGGAUCCACACAGGAGAGAAACCACAUAAAUGCCUGGAGUGUGGAAAGAGCUUCAGUAGGAGAGGAAGUCUGCAGAUACAUCAAAGGAUCCAUACAGGAGAGAAACCACAUACAUGCCUGGAGUGUGGAAAGAGCUUCAGUAGGAGAGGAAGUCUGCAGAUACAUCAAAGAAUCCACACAGGAGAAAAACCACAUAAAUGUCUGGAGUGUGGAAAGAGUUUCAGUCAGAAAGGACAACUUUCCCAGCAUCAAAGGAUCCACUCAGGAGAAAAACCACAUAAAUGCCUGGCGUGUGGAAAGAGCUUCAGUCAGAGGGGAAACCUUUAUAAACAUCAAAGGAUCCACUCAGGAGAAAAACCACAUUAAUGCCUGGAGUGUGGAAAGAGCUUCAGUCAGAGGGGAAACCUUUAUAAACAUCAAAGGAUCCACUCAGGAGAAAAACCACAUUAAUGCCUGGAGUGUGGAAAGAGCUAUAUUGAGCAUAGUAGCCUCAAUCGACACCAAAGAAUUCACGUGGGAGAAAAAUCAUAAACAUACCUGAGUGUGAGAAAACCUUCAGUCACGGUGUAUCUUGGGAAUUGAAUUGUAUAUUUAAUUUGGCUAAGUGUGUAUAGACACCCUAGGAAUUUACCUAGUGCAUAUUCAUCAUCAUUAUAAUAAUUCCAAUAAGAGGAAUUAUUGCUCUUUACUCCAAAUGAUUAAAGAAGACAAUAAGGAUAAAUAAUAACUGCCAAAUAAAGGACUUUUUCAAUUGUACAUGCUAGAUGUUUCAACUGGUUUAAAUUGUACCUUUUCACAACAGACAUGCCAUUUCCCAUGUGAAUGUUCUUUUAAUGCAAGGCUCAUUUCAGUGAUUAUGCUUAAUAUUAUGGGUUGUUACUGUCCAUGUCUCUGAUAUAACCAUAAUUGAGCAGGAUGAUUUCUUCCAAGGUGGAUUUCAUUUAAAUCACGUUGAUUUAAAUCAUGUCAAUUUAAAUCAUUAUAUAAAUCGCUAUUAAAAAGAUUUAAAUCAACUUUUUAAAUCAUAAUUUUUAAAAAGCAACUGUCAUGUCUGUCCCGCAGCAGCUCCUCCUCUGAGCCGCUGUUGACUCGCCGACAGUCCCAUUUAUUUUAAUAGGGCGGCUGGUGAUGCAUCAGUGACACAACCAGGUGAGGGACGUGGCUGGCAGCAGGUGAGUGGAUGCCCUCUCACAGGCCCUGCCAUGAUGGAUCUGAAAUGACAGGUGCUCUUUAAUGUUAUAUUUAUAAGCUGCUUAGGAGGUUUCACUUCCAUUUUUACUGCUUGCCCUUCCCCCUCACACUUAGAGGCUGAGGGUACAGGUGCAUUUCUCUUCCAACAAUCAUACAGUUUGUAGUCUACAUACAGUGUAUUUGAAGAAAAAUGGGGAAAAGGAAUAUUCCUGCCCUUUGCUUUAUGAGUUAUCUCAUGGUUACUGUGAAACUCUGUGGAUGUAUCAAUGCAGUGCAUGUUAUUUCAGCUUGCGGUGCUUGGAUUCAUUGAAUGAGUUUAGCAGAAAUGUAAAUAUUGCAGAAUAUACAGCUUCAUGCUACAUAACUAAGCUCCAUUUCAACCUGAAUAGACUAAAUUAUUAAUGUAUCUUAAAUGGAAAAUUAUCUUUAUGAUUCUUGAUGAACGUAUCUUUUCUUUUAUGUACACUGAGAGUAUAUGCACCAAGACAAAUUCCUUGUGUGUCCAAUCACACUUGGCCAAUAAAAAACUCCUAUUCUAUGCUAUGCUAUGCUAUGCUAUGCUAUGCUAUGCUAUGCUAUGCUAUUCUAUUUGAAUAGCAUAGCAUAGCAUAGCAUAGCAUAGCAUAGCAUAGUAUAGCAUAGAAAUCCCAAUGGGAUUUUUAUCCCAAAAGUAUUUUAUUAAAAUAAAUUUGAUAAAAAAUAACAAAAAUAUCCCAUUUAAAUCAAAAUUAUGAUUUAUUUAUUUUUUUUAAUCAAUUUUUAUCCACCCUUAUUUCUUCCAUGCAAUCAACUCUUAUUUUGUACUUUUUCUAUUGUAUGGAGUAUAAAAUGAAACCCGAUUCUGUGUCCUAGAUUCCCUCUUUUCAUUAAGGGAAAUCUCUUUGCUACAAUAAUCUAAUAAAUUGCCUUUAAAUAUUCCCACUCAGUGCCUGAUUGAAGCAAGUGUGCUGUGGCUGAAUCUAGGGCUAAUUUGGCCUCCAUUGUUGGGGGUGUGAACUGUCCAUACCAUGUAAGACCCUCCACAGACAUCAGAAACUCUUGUCAAUUGGAUUCUCUCAAAGGUCCCCUUGUCUUCCAGCAGAAACUGCUAAAGGGACUCUCUAAGGCCAAGGAAGCUUUGUGAGAUACCAGCCAGAUUCUCAAAGGGCCUCCAACCUUUCACCCUUAAACACCCGGCUUUUCCCCAGGCGCUGGGAGGUCAGACAAGGAGAAGUUGGCAUGGAUUGGCGCCUGGCUUUUCUUUGUUUUCAUUUUCCAUGUUUUAAUGUGUUGUAUUGUUUUUUUAAAACAGCUUUUUUGGCACUGCAGUGAGUUGACUGAAAGUCCCCCAUUACUAGGCUUUCUCUUCAUCAGCUAAAUCGGCGUCCGCCUUCCUUCAAGCAGCCAGAGGGCGCCUGCACAAGUCCCGAGUCCCGUGUAGAGAGGGAAGAUUUCCCAGAGUCCAGGAGCCCUUCAGAAACCAACCUACCUCUCCGAAGGCAUCUUCACUCUGAUAACUGAUGGUAACUGGCAGUUGAGCCUGCAUUCAUGAAGCUUUUCUUUGAAGAUGUUUCACUUCUCAUCCAAGAAGCUUCUUCAGUUCUUCAGAACCAAAGAAGCUUCUGGGAUGAAAAGCAAAACACCUUCAAAUGAAAAAACCAGAAAGUCCAGUUGCCUCCUGAGCAAAGCACCUUUGGGACAAUCCUGACCUGGAUGACGGAGAAUCUCUACAGACUUUUACCGAUGCAAUUGGGCUGAACCCCCUUUGCAUGGUGUGGGGGCAGGAAUGGAUUUCCAGAGGGGAAAAUUGCAGACUGCAAGAACCAUUCGCACCACUCGGGUGACCCUGAGGAGACAGAUAAACCUCCAGGGGCUUCAGCCACCCUCUCAAAGUUUGGGGAUUGAGUGGAACUGCAAGAUGGAAACAGUUGUGGGCAGCUGGACAGCUUUUCUCCCAAAAUGGGCUAGUUUUGCCGGAUUGUUUCAGGAAAUUUUUUGACCUCUGUGGGUUCCAAUUUGGGGGCUAUUUUGGAUUAUUUUUAAAGCACUGUAGAGAUAGUCCUUGACCUACAACUAUUUGCUUAGUGACUUAGUGAAGUUAUAGCACGACUGACAAAAGUGGCCUUGGCCAGUUUUCACACUUAUGACUGUUCCAGCAUCCCCGUGGUCAUGUGGUCAAAAUCCAGGCGUUUAGCCACUGGCAUGUAUUUAUGACGGCUGCGCUGUCCCAGGGUGACUUCAUCAGUAUUGGUAUCUUUCACAUCUGGUGUCUCACAAAGUCAUUGGACAUAAUGACAUAACAACUUCACAACUCACUUCACAACUGUAGGAUAUGAGCUGCCAAUUAUGGCAAAAAAAUUCUCACUAAAGCAGCUCAGUUCUCAUAUUUUUGCAUAAAAGGCAGAUUUUUGUAUGUAGACUGCCUCUGUCAAGGGAAGCUCCACUUUUUUUUUUUUUUUUGAGAAAAAUAUUUCCUUUUAAUUUUUAAACAAACAAUUCAUCAUUAAUCAAUCAGUGUAACAUCUUGGUACAACAUUUAUUUAAAAAUUUAAAGACAGUUUAUCUUUGAACAUUUUUGCCAAUCUUUCCAGUGACAUGUUUUAUAGAUGGCACAUAUCACCGGAAAUAGAUCGGCAAAAAUGUUCAAAGAUAAAUCAGCUAAAUGUUGGAAAUGCCACCGGACAUCGGGACCGUACUAUCACAUGUGGUGGACAUGUCCAGAAGCGAGAAAUUAUUGGGCAAAAAUUCGAAUAUGGCUAGAGAAAAUGAUACAGCAAAACAUUGAUCUUAAACCGGAGCUGUUCCUAUUGGGUAUCUUACCAGAGAAAUUUAGUAGAGAAAAUGCAUAUUUAAUUAUACAUGUAAUAACGGCAGCAAGAAUGGUAUUUGCACAAAAUUGGGAAGCAGAAAAUUUAAAGAAAGUUUAUCUUUGAACAUUUUUGACAAUCUUUCCGGUGACAUGUUUUAUAGAUGGCACAUGUCAUUGGAAAUAGAUUGGCAAAAACGUUCAAAGAUAAAUCAGCUAAAUGUUGGAAAUGCCACCAGACAUCGGGAUCGUACUAUCACAUGUGGUGGACAUGUCCAGAAGCGAGAAAUUAUUGGGCACAAUAAUCACAAUAAUCACAAAAACUGAUACAGAAACACAUUGAUCUUAAACCGGAGCUGUUCCUGUUGGGUAUCUUACCGGAAAAAUUUAGUAGAGAAAAUACAUAUUUGAUUAUACAUGUAAUAAAGGCAGCAAGAAUGGUAUUUGCACAAAAUUGGGAAGCAGAAAAAAUUCCUACAAAGGGAGAGCUAAUUAAGAAAAUAUUAGAAUGUGCAGAAAUGAGUAGAUUAACAUUAGCAAUUAGUGGGAAGGAAGAAUCGGAGUGUUACAACAUAUGGGGGCAAUUUUAUCAAUGGAUAGAGACUGAAUAUAGACAAUAGGCAGUGUAAAAAUAAGAAAUAUGGGGGAAAUAUGUUGCAAUACAUUAAAUUUAAAUGUAAGAGGAAAGAUAAAUAUGUACUAAGAAAAUGAUGAUACAUGUUGAAUAUGAUGACACGGAAGCUCCACUCAUUAAUGUAGCUCUGGAUAAACUUCUCAUCACACCCUU
This is a messenger RNA of Pantherophis guttatus, 6736 nucleotides long. The record is from RefSeq and is a predicted model, not a curated record. NCBI's taxonomy places the organism in Eukaryota, Metazoa, Chordata, Lepidosauria, Squamata, Colubridae.